AAUUUUAUCACUUAUCAAAAUAUAAGCGAUAAAUUGACAUUGACAAGUGUUUGAGAAAUGCCACUCUGCCAUGUGUUUACUGUUUAUUAUUAGUGAUUCUUUGUAGACUUAAAAAAUGGAAGCAAUACGAAGGAUUCAACCUAAUAUAUUGAUUACUGGUACACCGGGUGUUGGCAAGUCUACAAUUUCUCGUCUACUCUCAGAGAGAACAAAGUUUUCAUGGAGAGAAGUAUCUAAGCUUGCUGAAGAGCACAAUUGUUUAGACGAGUAUGAUCCAGAUUACCAAUGUCCAUUUCUGAAUGAAGAUAAGUUGUUAGACAUAAUGGAGGGUAUGAUGGCAAAAGGAGGUAAUAUUGUUGACUAUCAUGGGUGCGAGUUCUUCCCUGAGAGAUGGUUUGAUGGAGUCUUUGUCAUAAGAACAAAUAACACUUCACUGUAUGAUAGAUUAUCUGCUAGAGGUUACACUGGUAAAAAAUUAGAAGAUAAUAUACAAUGUGAAAUAUUUGAGACUUUGCUGGAAGAAGCACAGUCAUCAUACAAACCAGAUAUUGUGCAAGAACUACAUAACAGCACUGAAGAUCAGUUGCAUUCCAAUGUUAAUACAAUUGUGGAGUGGAUAGAAAGAUGGAAAGAGGAAAAUAUAUAAUAAGAGAUUAUAGAA
Messenger RNA from Vanessa tameamea, 661 nucleotides. RefSeq names its product adenylate kinase isoenzyme 6 homolog (gene Ak6). The record is from RefSeq and is a predicted model, not a curated record. The coding region runs from base 116 to 646 and encodes 176 amino acids. Gene Ontology annotation, molecular function: AMP kinase activity; ATP hydrolysis activity; ATP binding. The transcript is spliced from 4 exons. NCBI's taxonomy places the organism in Eukaryota, Metazoa, Arthropoda, Insecta, Lepidoptera, Nymphalidae. Gene Ontology annotation, cellular component: cytoplasm; nucleus.